Messenger RNA from Planococcus citri (citrus mealybug), 2063 nucleotides. RefSeq lists its product as uncharacterized. The transcript has 2 exons. The record is from RefSeq and is a predicted model, not a curated record. NCBI's taxonomy places the organism in Eukaryota, Metazoa, Arthropoda, Insecta, Hemiptera, Pseudococcidae. The coding region runs from base 313 to 1935 and encodes 540 amino acids.
AAAUGUUGGAGAAUGGCAAAAUUAUUACCUCGUACCAUCGAUUGUUGUGAAAUCGUGUUUUUUCUCGUAUGUUAUCACGGAUAGAGAUAGAGAUACGAUUGCAGAAUGAUUCUAUAAUUUCGGUGUAAUAAAUUCGAUACGAAGUUUUUGUGAUUCGAUGCAAAAGUCAACUUUAUCAAUUUCACCAAAAUUUUGACUGCGAGUGUUUUCCUUUAUGACGGUUUGUUUAGGUCGUGUUUCGAAAAACCAAAACUUAUGUGUUUCUUAGUUAAGAAAAUAAGAUAGUGAAAUCUAAUGCCGAGCAGUUGAAAUAUGGCUGAGCCCGUGUUAUUACCAUACGAUCCUCGAGUCGAUAGUUUCAGCAGCAGGAGACUGGAAACCGAAUCCGGCCAAACGAUUUCAUUCGAAGAAGCCUCCGAAAACUCGUAUUAUGUGGAAAAAGCCCUUCAAGUGCCACCCAGCAACGUUCCGAUAGAAUUCACGAUGUUUGUCUUACGUAAAAUGGCAGUCCAUAAAGAAGAUUUCCGCAGUUUUAAGUACGCCCUUCCUUCAGAAGCUCUCGAAUAUUUACAAAAGCUGAUUGGAAAUCAUCAUCCUGACGAGGACUCGGUUCAUCCUGAAAAUACUCGUGAAACCCCCAGCUGUUUUCGCGGAGCUUUCGUCCAAAUAUUCUGCAAAAAAGUCAUCAGCAACCUUAGUGUCAACAACCAGGAGGAUAACUUUUACGAUACAUUAGCCGCUGUAUUUCCGUUCCAAGUUUCCGCUCACGUUCCUCGAUAUAAGAUGAAAAUAUUGCAGAAAUUUGACAGCACUUUUUACAGAGAAAUACGAAGAUUUUUAGCAAUGCAUUUCGAUACGAUCAACGAAGCGAAGAUAGUCGAGCUUUUCUUGCUAAAUAUUCGUAAUUUUAUAUCGAAUCAUUUCUCAGCCGAAUCACUGCUGGCUAGAUUAGAGAAUCCGGAAGGCGAACACGACGAUUAUUUGAGUACUUUUCAUCGACUUAAUGCCGAAGGAAUCGAAUGGUUUGGAUUUCUCUACCAAGAGUUCGUCGGUGCGGCGCAAAGCUAUGGAUUUCAUGUUAGCGAAUUUUACGACAAUUGCGACGACGAAUAUUUCCUCAGAUUACCGGAACGAAAUUUCGCCGAUUUGUAUUCUUUCUUCGAUGCGGAAUUUUUCGAUAAUCAUCGAUCGAUUUACACGAGGAGGUUUAAGAAAUACCUGUUCUUUUUCAUCCACGCUUUGGAAGCUGAUUAUAUAAAUCCGGUGUUCUUCAUCGAUGACCUGUUAUUCGAAAGUAUGAAAAGUUUACGAAGAUAUAAAACCGUCAAAGAAGAUAUCUCGAUGAAACACGAUUUAGUUAGGAUAACGAUGCUGCAUUACAGAAUGAAGUUAUUUUCGAUCACAUCGAGCAGAAGUGCUUUUUCCUUAAGUGAUACGGUAUUGAACCGAAUUAGAGAAUAUAUUUCGAAUCGUAUCAUCGCGAGAAAUCCUCGACUGAAUGUCAAAUAUGAAACUGAGUUGAUAGCUUGGACACCUUUUCGAACCAAUGAUGCUUGUUUCAACGUACGCUACAGUAGAAAAAUACGUAUAGCGAAGUUCUUAGAAAGGUUGUUAUUUUGUGCCCUGUGCCCUGACGAAGAACCUGUCAAUUGUAUAAUUACGUAUAACGCUUUCCAAGGAAAAGAAUAUCGAAUUGAUUUACCCAACGGAGUUGAAUUUGUUGUGAGGAAUUUUAUACGUUUGUGCAAUACGCGCAGUUUCGUUGACCUGCCUUUUGAACCGAGACGAAAUACUAAUGAAUAUAAUUUGAGUAUUUUUUUGCCUGCUGAAGAGAAGAAAGGCGUUUCUGUCAUCGUUAUGUAUAAACAGAUUUUGUACUUGAUUUUUAUAUGCAUGAGUAUGAGUAUUGUUUUUGUUAUUUUGUACUUUUCUUAAAACUUGAUUGAUAUAUUACCUACUUAUGUUUUGUUGAUUUUUUUUUGUGUUCUCUAUAUAUCGUUGUACUUACCCUAGUUGGUGAUUUUUAUAACUUUGAAUUAAACUUGUCUUUGUUUUGUACUAGA